AUGAAGAUAUCUAGUUCACUCUGCCAGAGGUGCGCAGUCCUCCAGUUCAAUGACGACGAACACGGCCGCGUGGCACAAGGCCCAUGGGGCAAGCCCGUGGUUAUCUUUGAUAAAUGUGAUCGAGAUCCUUCAAAGGAAUGCAUUCUCCUGGAUUAUAAUCUCUUUGACAAUUUGCCCAAUCUUCCUGUCAUGUCAGCCUCUGCUGCAUCGGGAUGUGGCAUGUGCCUUGCCAUGCAUGAGAAGAUAGUCCAAUUCGAACGCAGAGCAGAUCCCAAGCACAAGAGCGUGUUGAUCUAUAAGUUUUCCAUUUGUUACAAGUCUUGUCCCCAAAGACUGUCCCAUGAGGACUUUUCUACAAUGUCACAUCUUGCCGUUCAUUUCAAAUUCAAAGGGGAUCGGGAUGACGACAAAUCCGUAUAUACAGUCAGCUUUGAUUUGCAGGCUGACAUAGGUGACCCAUGCAGAAGCUGGCUUCGCAUUCAGAGAGCGCCUGUAUUUCAUCCUCUCUCUGAUAAAGGCCGGGCCCAGUUACGCAAGCUGGCAAAGAAGUCAUACAGAUUAUCCAGAGACCCACAUCUUCCUACCCGCGUGAUAGAUGUUGGCUGUUGGCUGACUCGUUCAAAGAUGCGCCUAGUGGUCAACCAAGGGUCCCACAAAUGGGCAAACCGAGGCAAGUACCUUGCUCUCAGCUAUUGCUGGGGCAGUGAGGAAUAUGCAGCAAUGCAGCUCAAGACAACUAAAGCGUCAUUACGUGAACAUAUGAAAGAAAUUAAAAUGGAAUCGUUGCCUAAAACAGUCUCUGACGCGGUCCUCGUUUGCCGGGCAUUACGCGUGCGCUAUCUCUGGGUGGAUGCAUUAUGCAUUGUACAGGACAGUCAGGAUGACUGGGAGAGAGAAUCAGCUAAGAUGGCAGAAAUAUACGAGAACUCGUAUGUUACCCUGUGUGCCUUGCAGGGCAAUUCAUGCCAAAGCGGAUUUCUCACUCAGCCACGGCGACACCUUAUCAAAGUCCCUUUUCAGUCAACUUUAAACCCUUUGAUAUCCGGGUUUUACUACAUACACCACGUCACUGGGUACUACGAUGAAGAGUAUGACAAGUCUCCGCCUGAGGGCCUUCCUCAAUACCCAUAUCCGUCAAAAUUUCUCGGUCUUGGAUAUCUUAAAAAAUCCGCCUUCGACUGCGAUCUGAAAGAAAGUCAAUGGAACACUCGUGGCUGGACGCUUCAAGAAGCGUUGUGUAGCCCUCGUCUACUCCUUUUCGGCACACGAAUGGUGCAUAUGCUUGACGUGCAAUUUCGGCGCUCACAGGAUAUGUCAUUCGAUGAUAUGUGUCAGCCCUGGGGCCAAAAUUUCCACAUAGAUAGAGAACACCGCGAAAGUUCCUUAUCUCCGGAUGGAUGGCGCUCAAUAUCCGCAUUGGCUAGGAAAUUUUCAUCACAGACGGAGGGCAAAUAUUUGGCCGGCAUUUGGAGUGACGAGCUUGAGACUGACCUUCUCUGGGUCCCGAAAGGAUUGACAACAUUAGCGUCCUUCCUGACACCUCCAAAGGAGUAUUUGGCCCCCACGUGGAGCUGGGCAUCCCAGUCCAAUCCGGUCAGUUGGCCUAGACUUUGCGCCCUCAAACCUGAAUAUCAAAUCGCAUCUAUGGGGACAACGACGGGCCGGGAUCGAUAUGGGAAAGUGCACAGUGGCUUCAUCUCACUGCGGACCAAACUUGUUCGGUUACCUUCAUCUACGAAGAUGCAUCGCCGCCGAAAAGCGAGCCUUGGCGUUGACUUUCCUUAUGAACUUACAUCAGACGAUGGAGAGUACCUUGCCCAUCUUCGCUUCGACUGGACAGAUCAUGCAACUAAUGACGAUAUUCUCCUUGAAACUAUGAACCGAGAUAUUAUCAUCUUGUUGGUUCAUGGCGCAUGUUGGGCUUACUUGUGCUACCGACAGAGACAUCUGGCAACUAUCGAAGAGCAGGAAUUUUUCUCUGGGGAACUUGCGCGUCGGGAGGCUUAG
Molecule: messenger RNA, 2007 nt
Organism: Aspergillus tubingensis
Lineage: Eukaryota; Fungi; Ascomycota; Eurotiomycetes; Eurotiales; Aspergillaceae
Product: HET domain-containing protein
Exons: 4
Coding region: 1-2007 (668 amino acids)
Source: RefSeq, a predicted model, not a curated record